AUGGCGUGGGAUCAACUGUCGGUAGACAAGCCCCAUUGGGCAUACAUCAUCUUGGGAGGCUUCACCAGUCUUUUUAUGCUGUGUUCGCUUUUCGUGAAGGAGAAGCUCUACAUUGGUGAAGCUACAGUCGCUACCCUCUGCGGUAUCAUAUUCGGCCCGUAUGCCGCCAACUUGUUUAACCCGGACUCUUGGGGAAAUGUCGACAAGAUAACCCUCGAAUGUUCGCGCAUCGUCUUGGUCGUGCAAUGUUUUGCCGUGGGAGUCGAAUUGCCCAAGUCUUACAUGGAGAGGCACUGGCGCUCCGUUUUUUUACUCCUUGUCCCGGUCAUGACGUGGGGUUUCUUUGCAACUAGUCUUUUUAUCUGGUGGCUGAUUCCCCCUCUAUCCUGGCUUGAAAGCCUGGCAUGCGCAGCAUGUGUCACUGCUACCGAUCCUGUUUUGGCAUCUUCGGUUGUCGGUAAAGGCAAAUUUGCCAAACGAGUGCCCAAACAUUUACGAGAUUUACUUUCCGCCGAGUCUGGAUGUAACGAUGGAAUGGCUUUUCCUUUCAUUUACAUUGCUUUGAGCAUUAUCAAAUACGGAAACAACGCCAACGAAGUUGCCCUACAUUGGAUUUGCAAUACCAUUCUUUACGAAUGUAUCGCAGGCGCUGUGUAUGGUUUCCUUGUUGGCUACAUUGCUCGUCAUCUGAUCAAAUACGCAGAAAAGAAAAAUUUGAUUGACCGAGAGAGUUUCUUGGUGUUCUACUUCGUUCUUGCACUCUUUUGUGCCGGCUCAGGCAGCACCCUCGGUAUGGAUGACCUUUUGAUUGGUUUCGCCGCUGGAGUCGGAUUCAGUAACGACGGUUGGUUUACCGCCAAAACCGAAGAAUCGCACGUUUCCAACGUUAUCGACUUGCUUCUCAACUUGGCAUAUUUUGUCUAUUUCGGUUCUAUUAUUCCCUGGAGUUCUUAUAACAUGCCUGAGCUUGGUAUGGUUCCUUGGAGACUGGUGGUCAUUGCGAUACUCGUCAUCUUUUUCCGACGUAUCCCAAUUAUGAUGCUCUUGAAACCGAUCAUACCGGACGUAAAAACCUGGCGAGAAGCCCUAUUCGCUGGCCAUUUUGGACCGAUAGGUGUCGGUGCAAUAUUUGCUGCCAUUCUAGCACGAGCAGAACUCGAAAAUGACAGCACGGAACCUGAAGCGCAGGCUGAUAUGCCUGGCCCCGGUCAAAAGAACUAUCUACUUGUGCAGCUGAUUUGGCCAAUCACCACUUUCCUUGUCAUUGCAUCUAUUGUUGUGCAUGGAUCUUCUAUUGCUGUGUUUACUCUUGGUAAACGCAUCAAUACCUUGACCAUUACACUGUCGUAUACCACGGCAAACGACGAGGGCCCUUCCUGGAUGAAUCGUUUGCCUCGAGUUCAGUCCAUGUCAAGAAGCUCUUUAUCGUUACGAAAGGCAGACUCCGAAGCUUCAAACGAACCGGCUGCAGAAUAUCCUCCGGGAAUGUUGCCACCCAUCGGUGUACCUGGAAAUUUCCUUCGUCGUGUACAGGAAGGAGAUGAGGAAGGUCGACGGUCACAGAGUCUACGACCAAAGAGGCGACGCAAGCGAGUGACUAAUGCUGGAGGCCCUAUCAGUCAGUCAGCCAUUAUGCCCGCAAGGCGUCCAGAAGCCACAUCUCCUGCCGAAGAGAAAGGUACGCCUCCCGAAGAACUAUCGCCGGCCACUGAAGACGAGCGUCAAGAGCGGGAUCGGAUUGAACGAGAAGGCUCGCCGCCACGAGCAGAGCGUGAUAGAUACGGUCGGGAACCAGAUAUUGAGGUCUACCAAGAAGGUAACAAGAUCAUUAUUGAGGACGAGGAAGGAAAUGUCUUACGAACUGAAGACAUCACGCACGAGUCUGCAGAUGAACAGCGACGACAUAUCUUGGAGGAACACAAGAAGCUUCAAGCCGACAAGUCUGGCGAGUACGCCAAAUCCAGGACUCGACCGCACGAGAAGACUGAAGGGGAGGAAAUUGAAGCUAAAGUCGAAGAGACGGUUGGCCACCCAUACCGCGCCUUUCGACAACGCUUCGGUAACUGGGCCGGCCGGGGAAAACAGUCGUCUGCGGAAGAAGGGCCAUCUACUGCCAAACAUGCAAAGCCGCCUCGCCAAUCUGCGCAUGCCUAUCAGUUUGGCGAUACCAUCAUUGUUGAAGACGAAGAUGGUGAAGUAAUCAAGAAGUACACUAUUCCUUCUGCCGGCAAAACUGAAGACGCUGUGGCAGCCCAAGCUGCCGAGUCCCAGGUACGACGAGGUCUUACCAGAAUGGGUACUUGGGUUGGAAAGAAAGAAGGGGAGUCAUCCAAGGCUGGUGCCCAGAAAGCUGGGCGUAAAGAUGACUUUGAUGCUGAUGACGGUUUGCGAUUCACUGUUGCUCAUGAUCCCGCUCUCGAGACCCAGGGAGUGGGCGUAAAGGGAAGGCGGAUGAGCAAGCAUGACUUUAUCAAGGAAAUCAGCAAACUAGAUCCAAAGGCACGCCGUAACUUGGUUGAGAAGUCCGAUGCACCACAGGUUGUCAAGGAAGUUGCUCGUCAGGAGGCUGCUCUACAGGAUAAAAUCGAAGAGAAGGCCAUGCAGGAAUCCGAAACCCAAACAUAUCCAACAACCAUGCUUGGAGACCCUGUGUCUGAUGAUGAUUCUGAGGUGGAAAGCGGUAGCGAUUCUGAUUCAGUCCGUGGUAUUCCAACACAUGAUGUUGCAGGCGCAUUAGCACAGUUUUCAGGAAACGCCCAAGAACGACGUCGUCGACUUGCGGCAGAAGACGAGCCUGCACGGCCGAUUGAAGAAGAGGAAGGUGAUUCCGAAGAUGACGGCACAGAACGUAUCCCACCAUCUGUCCGGAAAGCCGCCUCUGGUAUUGCCGCGCGUAUUCCACAACGCGAUCCCGACGACACAGGCGAAACACCUGCAGAACGAAAACGGCGUCUCGCCGCUCUUGGCGAAAUCGAAGAUCUAGACGAUGAGAACGAUGACGAAGAAGCUGAACUCGCCGGUCUACCGCGUAAACCGAGAGCUGCCGUCGUUCGGGAGCCUUCAGUCAAUGAAGAGGAGGAUAACGAUGUUGAUGAGUCACGCAAUGUACGAAGCUCGAUUCAAUUUGCGGAUGGUACUCGCCCGUCUCGCGUGACCAGCGGGACGUCGGAGUCUAGUAACGGGAAUGGUAGGAGCCCAUACGGGCAUGGCAAUCGGCAUAGAAUUUCUUGGGGCGGAGAACGUGGAAGACAUUGA
Molecule: messenger RNA, 3255 nt
Organism: Talaromyces amestolkiae
Lineage: Eukaryota; Fungi; Ascomycota; Eurotiomycetes; Eurotiales; Trichocomaceae
Exons: 1
Coding region: 1-3255 (1084 amino acids)
Biological process (GO): intracellular potassium ion homeostasis; sodium ion export across plasma membrane; regulation of membrane potential
Cellular component (GO): plasma membrane
Molecular function (GO): sodium:proton antiporter activity
Source: RefSeq, a predicted model, not a curated record